Molecule: messenger RNA, 1630 nt
Organism: Frankliniella occidentalis (western flower thrips)
Lineage: Eukaryota; Metazoa; Arthropoda; Insecta; Thysanoptera; Thripidae
Exons: 3
Coding region: 303-941 (212 amino acids)
Molecular function (GO): protein binding
Source: RefSeq, a predicted model, not a curated record
CUAGUCAUUGUCAUUUUCGAAAACCAGUUGUUCGCGACAAGUGCGCCAAUUUUACGUAGGACUGACAGCCUUUGCCCCAAAGACAUCGCGAUGGCCCUUUGACCCGUUCCGCCGCUGAUUCUCCUUUUGUAAUGAUUACUUUCUGGUGUGACCGUCCUUAUCGGGGAAGUAUAAAUGCGCAGACGAGACGGCAGUGGGUAGCUACAAGUGACCGACGAGGCAGAGGGACAACACCUCCCCGCCUAGCGCUCUGCCUGAGGUGUGUCUCUGAGACACGGCAGUAAAACCGAGACCUCAAGACGAUGCAGUUCACGAUGUUUGCCGCCCUGCUGCUGCCGGCCGCCCUGGCCGCGCUGUGCCCCUGCCCGCCCUCCUCCGAGGACUCCCCCGUGUGCGGCAGUAACAACCGUACCUACGCCAGCGAGUGCGAGCUGCGGUGCGCCCGCCUGCCCGGACUCGUCGCCGCCCACCCCGGGCCGUGCGGCCCGCCGGAGGCCGCCGCUGGCCGCGCCAUCGUGGAGUUCGAGGAUUGGGACAAAUGUUUCACCGAGCGGCUGUGCGCCCCGCCGUUCUGGGGGAACUGCACCGAGUGCGGCGGCGGCGGCGACUGGAGUAAGUGCAGGCAGAUGUGCGGCUGGAACUGCGGCUGCGCCUGCGCGGGGCUGCCGACGGGCGGGCUGGACGAGGGCUCGCGCGAGCGGUGGUUGGAGUGCUGGCAGGGCCGGGGCUGCUUCGAGAGUAGGCUGGAUGAGUGUAAGAAGAGUUGUGGCACUGAGUCCUGUAAGAACUUGUGCUACAUGAACUGGGUGAGGUGCGGCUGCGGCUGCGUCCAGCUAGCGGCGGCCAGCAGGACAGGUGCCACCACACCGCGUCCAGCCAACACCGCCGCAUCUACCACGGAGAACAUGAGCACUACUGCCGAGGUGGGGCUAGGCAGCUAAGCCUACAGCUCCCGGGACCGCGGGUAUCUACUCGGCGGUCGGCCUCGCGGUCGUUGCGGGUGCGGCGCGCGGGGAGGACUACCACCCUCAGGGUGGCUCUGCACGCCGUGCGUUCACGUGUCGGCUGUCGGCCAGCAGAGCCCGUGCACGCCCCGCGGUUCGCCCGCACGAUGCCACGCUCAGAAUCAACAGGAUCUCGAGGUGUAUGUGCAGCCAUUGAGUACGGCUAGGCUGUCACCGUGACUGCCGGAGGAACAACUGAACAUGAACCAGCUGAUAUUGACCACUGCCGAGCCGCCCUGUGAACCGGUGCCGCUGCUAGUGCCCGCGCCAAGAUAUAACUGGACUUGGGAGAGGUAGUGGUGCACGUCUACGUCAGACGUCAGCUCAGCCACCCCGCCCGCAGCCAGAGCCCGGUCCCGAGGGGUGCCUCACUUCAUCCAAUCAGUGUACCGUCUAUAAACUAAUCAUUUUCCCAUCACAUACCAGUCAUUUUCCAAUCACUCCAAUCAUUUGCAAGAAUCAAUCAAGUUGGUUUAAAAACAAAAUGUUUACUGGCAUUUUUCCAUGAAUUUCCUCUCAUUUUGAAUCGUUUCCCCUCAUUGAAGAUGAAAUAAAACGCGGAUAAACAUACUUUUUUACGCACAAUACCACAAAAAGCCACAUAAAUAAAAAAUAUGUGAAAGGGA